ACUUAUCAUCAUUUCAACUGAAGAUUUUCAAGAUGAAGCACAGUCUUGGUCUUGCAUUUUUGCUUCUUAACUUUGCUUGUGCUUAUAACCUUUCAAUACUCACGGACGAUAGUGGACGAAAUAUCACCGACUUGGACAUGAAAAACAUUGAUACCAAAAAUGCAGACGUGGUCAGGCAACUUUUGAAUCAGGAGACACUUAUUAGAAUGGCAUUAGUGAAGAAUGUACACAUACUGAUGAAGGAUAUGGUGGACCUUAAGGAAAAACUAGAGUCGAUGGGAUCCUUGCAACAAAGUACUGAAAUAAAAGUAGCCGCUUUACAAAAAGAAGUGAACGAUCUAAAAAGUGAAAACCAAAAACUAAGUCUUAAAAGUAGAAAAUUCGAGGAAAAUUUCAGUAUCAUCGAGGGAAACUUUACGCAAAUUAAUGAACAGUUUGAGAAUUUUGCAAAAGAAUUUGAGGAAAAAAGGGAAGCGUUUGAAACAAACACAAGUACGAUUCUUGGUGAUUUGAAAAUUGAAGUUCGAUAUCUCUCAGUCACACUUCUAGAUCUUAAUGAACAUACACUGGAAAGAGACAAAAGUAUUCCUGCUAUGAUGGUAGAGAAAUGUAACGCCUUGUCGGCAAUGUUUAAUGCUUCCCUGGAUACCUUGAACAGUGAUUUAUCAGACACAAGUACUAAGCUGUCGAAGUCAGUGUCAAAUCUGGAAAUUUCCCAGAAUGCAAUCAUGGCAUCGGUGUUUGGUGAUAUCAAUACAACCCUAGGCGACUUAAAGACCGAAAUGAAGCAAUCUCAGAAUGACCAAUUGAAGCUGUCUGCUACUGUGUCCUCUCUUGAGGUGUUCCGAAUGAAUGUUACUAAUAAUCAUUGCGAUUUGGGAAAGAAAGUGGCUUUCACCGCUGGAGUAACGUCUGGUUCAUCAUCCUGGAGCAGUGGCACACUGGUUUUCAAUAAAGUCAUUAACAACGUGGGAGGUGGGUAUAAUCCCAAUACAGGGAUAUUUACUGCACCCCUCAAUGGAGACUAUGUCUUCUACGUCAGUAUCCAAAGUUACGGAAACGACAAUAGUGAUUUACAUGUGGACAUAGUCUUCAAUGGAUCUAUCAAGGUUCGAGCCCUGGCGUAUAGUUAUAAUUCAAAUGACCUUUAUGAAACAGGGACAAACAUGGUAUCACUGAGACUACAGCAGGGAGACACGGUGUGGGUAAAGCAUCACUCCGGUAAAGGUUAUUACACUCACAGUGACGCUCCUAUCACAACGUUCUCGGGAUUCCUGAUCUAAAG
Molecule: messenger RNA, 1285 nt
Organism: Saccostrea cuccullata (small rock oyster)
Lineage: Eukaryota; Metazoa; Mollusca; Bivalvia; Ostreida; Ostreidae
Product: multimerin-2-like
Exons: 3
Coding region: 33-1283 (416 amino acids)
Molecular function (GO): protein binding
Source: RefSeq, a predicted model, not a curated record